Molecule: messenger RNA, 760 nt
Organism: Paramacrobiotus metropolitanus
Lineage: Eukaryota; Metazoa; Tardigrada; Eutardigrada; Parachela; Macrobiotidae
Product: BTB/POZ domain-containing protein 2-like
Exons: 4
Coding region: 28-585 (185 amino acids)
Biological process (GO): neurogenesis
Cellular component (GO): P-body; cytosol
Source: RefSeq, a predicted model, not a curated record
UUGGCCGACACCUGCUUUAAUUUCGUCAUGCGCGAUCUCGUCGCGGCGGACCGCAGUGGAGCAAAUACUACUAGCUAUCUACUGCAUCUGGAGAAUGCGCUGGCGUGUGCUGUUGGUAUCGACAGUGUCGUGGAGAACUGUCUGCACUACGUGGAUGAGCACUGUACCGGAAUUCUCAUGUCGGAGCGGUUUACUAAAGUGCAGCCGGACACAUUGCGUGCAGUUCUGGACCGUGAUACGUUGUUUACCGACGAAGACAUCAUCUGUACGGCUGUGAAUAGGUGGGCUGUUGCUGCCUGCAAACGGAGCAAUUUAGAGCCGUCAUCCGCAAACCGGCGCGAGGUUCUUGGGGAACUGCUCUAUCUGGUCAGAUUCCCCUUACUGACCAUCACUCCAGUACCUGACAAACCCGCAAAAGCAAAAAGUGGAUUCUCCGAGGCGUUAUCGCUACUGGACAUAAGCCAUGACAAAGGACGAUUUCCCACGCAACCCCGCCGGUCCCCCGUCAUCCGUGUCGGGGAAGUGGAAUUCGAGCACGGGAGGAAGUAUUUGUGCCUGAUAAGGACGAUUUCGUUCCUGCAUUAGUGAUGGGAUCGCGUGGCUCAGUAGCCCUUUGCCUGCCUCUGAUAUAUGAUAAUGUGCAUCAUUACGACGACGAAGAUGACGAUGAUGAGGAUGAUGAUGACGGUGACGAUUACGAUGUUAAUAAAGACCUGAUGAAGGUCAACCCGGGGGAUAUCAUUCGCCCAGCCGACUACCU